Molecule: messenger RNA, 2914 nt
Organism: Ananas comosus (pineapple)
Lineage: Eukaryota; Viridiplantae; Streptophyta; Magnoliopsida; Poales; Bromeliaceae
Exons: 7
Coding region: 215-2671 (818 amino acids)
Source: RefSeq, a predicted model, not a curated record
AAAAACCCAACGUCUUCCUCUCUGAGCACCCGACCGUUGCAGCACCUGCCCUAAUUCUUCACAGACGCUCUCUCUCAUGACCAACCUAGCACCUAUCUUCUUGUCCCACUCUCACUCUCUUACAUAGUGUUCCCUUGUAAGCUAUUCUAUCAAGCUCUCUUAGCCAAGUAAGAGUGUAGAGACCAAAAGAGAUCGACGGAAAAGCGCAGCGGCGAUGGCCACGAAGCUCGCCUUCACGGAAGAGGAGAUGGCCGUCGACGAAGGCCUCGGCUACCCGAAAGCCUAUGCCAAGCUCUGUAGAAACCCCAAUAUUCUCAACCCUUACAACCACGGGCCCCCUUUCACCUUUCUCCCUUAUGUUUUACAGCCACAGGAGUCUCUGAGAGCAAAGGACUUGAAUCAGAUGUUUCCGAUCCUCGAUCCGGAGGCAGUUCCUUGUGUUAACCCUCGAGGUUACGUCAAUCUCCUGUGGAAGCAAUUGGAUCAUCUCGGGAACGCAGGAUUCGAUCCUGCGCUCUUUCGAGUAGACCCAUUCGGCAACGUCCUUUACUUGCAUGCCGACUCAGCUUCUCCUCUUGCCUGGGACAUUGAUCACUGGUUCCCCUGCACAAGAGGGGGGAAAACAGUUCCUAGCAAUUUGAGAAUACUUCAAUCCCAAGUGUGUAAGAAGAAGAAGAACAAAUUGGAGUUCCUCAUACCAUGGUGGGAUCUCCAAUUAGGCAUAUCUGUUAGCCAAUUCCUAUCCAUAUUUGCUUCAAGAAACUCAGACUUCAGGAAUAGAGCCUUUUCUUUCUUAUUUUGCGAUGGAGGGAACGAGGAGUUGAGCUCCCUGCAGGCUGUCGAGUCUCAUGCUUUUCCUCAACACUUCUCUGAUGUGAAAAAGCAAGUAGGGCUUGCUCCAGCAGCUAUUGUUUCCACAAGAAGAUCUGAUGCUUCAGUGCUGAAAACUCUCGAUAUAAACAGAUCUUCGAGGCCCAACAAUUAUCCAUUGAUUGCUGCAAGGAAAGUCUCGACUGAAAAGGAUGACACGCUUACUAUGGCUGUUCAGAGCUACAGGCCAAACAUCUCCAAAGAAAAUAACAACCCUGAUAUGGAUAAUUAUAGUAAUAACCCUUACCUAUCCAUAGUAAUGGCCAGAGAUUCGUUGAGGCAGAGAGAAGAGGCUAAAAAGAAGCAAGCAGAAAUGAAUGAAUUGGAAGGUGAACUCUCGGAAUUGAAGCAAAAGAAUGAGGCAGACCGAAUUAAUAUCCAAGAGUUGGAAGCACUUCUAAUCAAAAGAAGGCGUCGGGUUGAGAAAUGCCGGCGUUUAGCAGAGGCUCAGUCUUCUUAUAAGGCUUUACUUGAGAAGAUGAUCCGUGAUGCCAUGCACCAGAGUGUUGUCUACAAGGAACAGCUUAGGCUGAACCAGUCUGCAACUAGUGCUCUCAUGGCGAGAUUAGAGGCCCAGAGAGCGAUAUGCGAUUCCUCGGAGAAUGAGCUUCGUCGAAAGUUCAAACUAAGAGAUAACAUAGAGAAACAAAUCAAGCCUUUUUCGGAGCAAGCACGGAAAAGGUCACGCAUUGAUGAUAAUCUUAUCGAGGAAAGGGAUGAUGAAAGCAUUGAAUUGUUGUCCACUAGAAGAAUCAUGAACCCUCUGAAAAAAGAGCUUAGAAAAUUCCUGGAAGAGGAGCAGAAGGCAUCUGAAGCAGGCCGUUCUCUUUGCGAAGACAGCGAAGAAGUGUUGGACGAAACUUCGACAUCAGGUGAAGGUGAGAACAGUGAAGCAUAUAGAGUUCUGAAAUAUGAAAAGAAUGAUCCAUCAGAGGAAACUAAAUUUAAAGGUUUAUGUGUAAAAGAGGAAAGUUAUAGCAACAGUGUUGGACUGAAAGGGAGGAACUCGAGUCAUCAAAGCCAGAAGGAAGAAGCUGAGACAUAUGGCAGUGGCUUUUCGGUGAGAGAGAAGCUUGAGAAAUUAACAAUUAAAGAAGGAACCAGCAGCAAGACGAAUGAGAUAAAGGAAAUUACAUUCCCUCAAAGCCCGUUUGUGUGUACAGAAAACACUAGGCAUGGAAAACCGGGAGAGGCCAAAGAGGAAGCAUCAUUACUUCAUGGAAAGACUCGUCUGUCAAGAAAGAGUAAUUCUGUGCCUCAAAGCCCUCGCAGAGAUGACGAAGAAUACAUGAAACAAGUUGGCAAAGGGAAUGUCGAGAAGUGGCUCCGGAUGCUCAUGGAGAACUCACAGGAAGGCACCUCUACUAACUCGCUCUUGGAUAAUCAAGGCAAACAGCAGAUCUGCAUUGGCGAAACAAUAGACAAAAUGAAUCCUUUCAACCAACAGGAAGAAAAAACCAGUUUUGAUAAAAAUUCUAAUGAGGAGCAAAUUAAGGACAAAAACUGCAGAGAGAACAACAGAAAAGAGGUGUUGUUAGGUGGGCGGAAGAGCUUUGACAUAAAGGAGAGGGAGGAAAAGAAUGCAGGGAAUCCGAGGUCUGAGAGUGCUAGAGGAUUUAGAUCCUUCCCUUCAUCUCCUUCAAUGAUUUUAGGAAUGAGAAGAGGUGUGGACUGCAUGGGGAGGAAACCGAAGGUGAUUGGUGAUGAUGAUGAGUUCGGUGAUGAGAAUUCUCUUCCCACAAUCAACAGCAAAUUCAUCAAGUCCUGCAGUAAAGCAAUCAAGAAAGCAGUUAACAUAUAGAGAUUGUGGCUACUUAUGGGAGUUUGUUUGCCUUGUCCUUUUAGUUUUCACAUUCGUGUUUUAUGAUUGUUUUUAUAUGGCUUGAAUAAUAAGUGUUGCUCGGGUGCGUUCCGCAUUUGAUACCUCACAUAUUUGUACAAUUAUUUUGCACCAGUUGUUAUGCUUGAGGCUUGCUCUGUUGGUACAUAUGUAUUACUAUCUGUCGUGAUUAAAGAAUGCCAGAUUUAGUUUUAAGUUGAUCAA